CUCUCUCACUACCACCUCACUCACGCCUCACAUACACCACUCAUACACUCCACACUCGCCAUACACUGACCCCAACACCCUCGCCACACGCUGCUCACCCUGCAAGUGUGAGAGUGAGAGUGCUGCAGGAGAGAGAGGGAGUGUGGAGCGUGGCAGCCUUACAUCUGGACGAUCAGCUGUUGGACUUAAGCUGGUCAGCUGCAGGUUGUUUACAUAUACUGCUGGCAGUGUGUGCAUGCACUUGGGGCGCCGAGUGCCUCACACUCUACACUCUUGGGUCUAAGUGUGCUCGUGGAAGCUGGCAGUUGACUGGAAGACAUUUGUCUCAGGUACUAUUCUUUUAAGACGAUGGCGCUGGCUGGAGCGAGAUGGCGGAUGGGAUUAUCCAUUCUUGCCCUCUUCAUUCUCAGUGGGGGCAGUGAUGCCGUUACCAUCAUGAGUAUUGAUUUCGGCUCAGAGUGGAUGAAAGUGGCAGUAGUAGCUCCAGGUGUGCCCAUGGAAAUAGCACUGAACAAGGAAUCAAAGCGAAAGACUCCAGCAUCUAUUUCUUUUCGUAAUGGCGAACGAUCGUUUGAAGAUGCUGCUUUAACAAAUGGCAUUCGCUUCCCACCUACAAAUUUCUUCUAUCUCCUAGACCUCUUGGGCAAGAAAGUGGACAACCCUGUGGUAAAACUUCACCAGGAAAGGUUCCCUUACUACAACAUAGAGGCUGACCCAGAAAGAGGGACGGUUGUUUUCAGAUAUGAUGAGGAGACAACAUACACAGUUGAGGAGCUGGUGGCCCAGCUGUUGGAGUAUGCUCGGGAUUUGGCUGUAGCGCACACUGAUCAGAGAAUCAAGGAUUGUGUCAUCACUGUUCCACCAUUCUUCAACCAGGCAGAACGGAGAGCUAUUUUGACAGCAGCUGAUAUGGCUGGACUCAAGGUUCUGUCUUUAAUGUCUAGUAAUGCUGCUGUGGCUCUCAAUUAUGGCAUGUUCCGGAGAAAGGAGAUCAAUGCCACUGCACAGAACAUUCUCUUCUAUGAUAUGGGGGCAUCCUCUACUACAGCCACCAUUGCCUCGUACCAGACCAUCAAAACAAAGGAGAGGGCAUACUCGGAGACCAACCCUCAGGUCACAAUGUUAGGUCUGGGUUAUGAUCGCUCUCUGGGUGGAUUGGAGAUGCAGCUUCGUUUAAGGGAUUAUCUUGCUGUAAAGUUCAAUGAGGUAAAAAAGACCCCCAAUGAUGUGCUCGAAUCUCCCAGGGCAAUGGCCAAGCUAUUUAAGGAAGCUGGACGUCUGGCUAAAGUGCUGUCGGCCAACUCUGAUCACCUCAGUCAGGUUGAAGGAGUUUUGGAUGAAGAAGACUUCAAACUGAUGGUAAAGAGAGAGGAGUUUGAGGAGCUGUGUUCUGAUGUGUUUGACCGUAUUCGGGCCCCAGUUGAUGCAGCUCUCAUAUCAGCUGGCAUGGACAUCUCUGCUAUUGAUCAGUUUAUCAUUGUUGGAGGAGCUACCCGCAUUCCUCGAGUGCAGUCACUGCUUCAGGAAGUUUGGGGUAAAGAACUGGGGAAAAAUAUAAAUGCAGAUGAGGCUGCGGCUAUGGGUGCUGUGUACCGUGCGGCAGACCUCGGGCAGGGCUUCAAGGUUAAAAAGUUCCAUGUUAAGGAAGCCAUCGUUUUUCCUAUAGAGGUUGACUUUGAAAGACAAAUUGAGAAUGACGACGGUUCAACCUCGAUGAAAGUAGUGAAGCGUUCCCUAUUUGCCCUCGGGAACAACUACCCGCAGAAGAAGGUGAUGACAUUUAACAAGCAUAUAUCUGACUUCAAUUUCAGUGUAAAUUAUGCAGAGAAUGAACAUCUUUCAAAGUCUGAAGUUGUGGCAGCGAAUGUGGAAAAUAUAUCGCAUGUUGUGGCAUCUGGAGUGACUGCAGCUUUUGCCAAACACCAGAAAGAAGGCAGUGAACCAAAGGGAAUAAAGGCGCACUUCAAUAUGGAUGACUCGGGGGUGCUGACCCUGGCUGCAAUGGAGGCAGUGUUUGAGAAGAGCAUUCUGGUGGAAGAGGAGAAGCCUGAGGAGGAGGAGUCGACAUUAUCCAAGCUUGGUAGCACCAUUAGUAAACUCUUCUCAGGAUCUGAAGGUGAGAAAGUAGAUGAUGGAAAAGAUAAUAAGACGGAGGAAAGUGACGAGGAAAAGGAAGGAGAGAAAGAUGGGAAGAAAGAUAAAGAUGAAAAGGCAGAGAAAAAAGAAAGUAAAAAGAAUGAAAAGAAAACUGAAGAUAAGGAGAAAAAUGGAGAGAAGAAGAAAGAAAAGGAACUGAAACCAAAGCAAGUUACAGUAAAGGAGCAACUGAACUUUACAGUCACAUAUUUAGACAUCCCCAGCUUGAGCCCCGAGCGUCUUAGAGAGUCGAAGAAAAAAUUAGAGGACAUUAAUUCUGCCGAGAAAGCUCGGCAUGAAAAGGAGGCUGCACGCAAUAAUCUAGAAAGCUAUAUCUUGGACGCUCAGGAUAAACUGUGGCAAGCAGAAUACGAAGCUGCAUCUACCGAUGAACAGCGCGAGGCAAUACGGCAGAUGUGUUCAAUGCUCGAUGAAUGGAUAUACGAUAAAGGUUUUGAUCAAGAGGCUUCUGUUUACAAGGAGAAGUUAGGACAGCUAUCGAAGCUAUUUGAACCCAUUAAGGAGCGCGUACAAGAGCAUCAUGACCGCCCUGAAGCCAUCCAGGCUCUGAAAGAAAUGAUGAAUGGGUCCUCCAUGUUCCUGAUGAGGGCACGAGAAGCUCCUCCUGAUCAACAGCUUUUCACCGACGUAGAGUUGACCACCAUGGACAACCUUAUUGUUGAUACUCAGAGAUGGCUGGAGGAGAAAGAAGAGCUGCAGGAGAAGACUUCGCUCCACGAAGAUCCCAAAUUAACACUCGGUGGUAUAGCAGAAAAAUGGUCCUCCCUUGACCGUGAGAUUAAAUACCUUAUCAAUAAAGCCAAAAUCACAAAGGCCAAAAAGGAUCGGGAAGCUGCCGAGGCAAAGGCCAGAGCUGACAAAGAAGCUAAAGAGGCAGAGAAAAUAAAGAAGAAGAGCAAUGCAACAGAUAACACAGAAAAUGAUGAUAAGGAGAAAGGAGAAGAGGAGAGAGAAGAAAAGGAGGAAGAGGAGAAUGUUGAUAAGGCAGAGCAGAGGAGCACUGAGAAGCAAGAGGAGCAGGAGCAAGAGGAAAAGCUAGAGGCAGUAGAUGAAACCCGAACAUUAGAUGAAGCCAGUGUGGACGAAGAAAAUGUAGAAGCUGAAGACUCGGUAGUUGAAAGUGAACCUAAAGACUCGAAUUAUAUAUUUGAAGAGGAGCCAGAGGAAAACAAUAGUGAAGGAGACAGGAGGAAAGAAACAAAAGAACCAAAUUUGGAGUUAAAUGCUCUUCCCCGCCCCUACUGGAUGAAUUACCCAGAUUUAACAUGGUCCUACGUGUCCUCAGCUUUUGUCACUUUAAUCCUCCACAUGCUGUUCACUCGGCCGCCAGACAUCAGAUAAUGAGAAAAGUCACUCUGAAUUGUGAUGAGGCUUGUUCACUAAUCAUCUCUGACUGGUCGUCACUUGAACCUUUAUCCCAGUUGUAAUACUUCUGUCAAGUUCAAGUGAACCCCUUAAACUUGGAAUAGAGAUUAUGUUGUGACUUGGAAAAUAAUUGGAUCUCUUAUUUCAACCAAAUGUGAAGGUGUUAAAACCGUGUCUUGAUUUGGGGUGACAAACCUACCUCUUGAGUAACUAUAGAAAAUAUUCUUAAGACAUGAGUAUAACCCAGGAUUCUUAAUUUCAUGUAGGGGGUGGGGGUAUUGCCCUUAAACAUGAGAGUGCAAACAUUCAAAUGUUUCUAUACCAUUAAAGAUUCUAAUAACGUUAAGUUUGGAGCAUCGGUAUCUAGCAAAGACAUUUAUAUAUAAAUCUGAAUAUUUCCCUCUUUUUCUUCCUCUUACUGAACCAAGUUUGUGAAUCAUAAAAUUCCAGUCUUUAAUGAUGUCUGUCCAAUUAGAUUAACAUUUGCAUGUCUCCAACUUUAUCACACAUUAUCUUUGUAGAAGUGUGGUUCAUCAGUAGACUUUUCCAAACAUAAAAAUAAAAAUUUAGAUAUUUUAGAAAAUGGAUUAUUAAUUAAAAUACUAUUUUUCCAGAGUUACUCUUGAACAUGUUGUAAUGUGCUAUACUCACGAGGUUCUUAUAAGAUAAUAAAUCCAGAAUAGAUCUGAUCUUUUAGUAAACACAGAUUUAGAUAUCAAAAAUGUUAAUUGUUACCUUGUUUUGAUAAAGUAUGACAUGCAUUUUUAAGACUUGUACAACUAGUGUUCUAAAUGAUAAAGAUUAGUUGGCUUCAGUAUAUUGAAGUGUUCCAAGCUGAAAGCCAAAGUUGGGUCCUGUGGUCUGUAGGAAAUCAUGAUAUAAUGCCAAAACAGAACUAGAAAUACAGCUUAUAUUAUAUUUUGUCCUGAAAUGGGGAUUAAAGUAUGAAUUGCUAACAUAAAUAUUCAUUAAUCAUUUAUAUUUUUUAAUUUACCCAUUUACCUGAAUUUGUUAAAAUUUUUGUAACUUUGCAAAUAUACUUUUUUCUUCCUUCCAACUUAAUUAUUUAAUGGGUUGGUCACAUUCCAUGUGAAAUUGUCCCUUUUAUGUUGAAAUAUUCCAUACCGUCAUAAAUAUUUAAGGAAUUUUUAUAAGAAUGUAAAGGAAGUGUGGGGAAUUUUUAAUUUUGCUACAUAUUGCUAGCACAUUGUGGGAAUAGAAAAGGUAAUGGUGUUUCCUCGGAUGACAAGUUGGAUAUACAGUAAACUGAGGUUCUCAUAGCCUUGAAAGUAUUCCUAAUGUACAUCUGAAUUAAAACUCAAGUUUUAGAGGAAUACAAUUUGGAAAUUAUAAAAGCGCACAUAUUUAUACACAGGUGUACACGAGGUAAUGAGUCCUAAAUUGGUAGCCAGAAAAAUCUCUUAUUAAAAAGUAGCUAACAUACUUUAUGUACAUCCUUUAGGUAGUUUCCUCUGUGCUUGUUAACAUCCCUUAAAAGAUGUGUAGACUGCAGUGUUAAUCUGCUCAAGUCUCAUUUCUGGAAUAGAACCACACUACAAUGUAUUGCUCUGGCCAGUGACAAAAUUGGCAUUUAUAUUUUAAUAGAGUUGUCACACUGAACUACCACUUGUGUGGAAGUGCUUCAAAAGUAUAGCCUCCCUUUGUUUUUCCACUUGCCUGUUCAUUCUCACUCAUACUACAAGUUCAGUUUUUCCACUUAUCAUGCCCUUUUAAAUUCCUCCUUACCUUAUAAGUUAUAUAAGUAGGAAAUGCCUUUUCUGGCAAUAAAUAUGCCUUGUUCGAAUCCCUACCAAUUUCCUUCCAUACUGUACUAGGCUUUAUCCUUUACCUUGUAAUCUAUACUACUAUUGCUAUUUCUUCUUUCCAUUGAAUUAAUAGUGCUUUAUGAAAUACAAGAUUGACAGUGCAGAUGAGCAAGGUUCUGAAAUUGCUUUUUGUAGCACACGAGCACAAUGUUGGGUACUCUCCGUGUUGUAAUACCAGUAGUAUUUUUCUGUAGCAAAUGAGCACAAGUGGAAUGUAAAGAUAGUAGAGUACUGUACUAUCCAUAUUAUAAUACCAGUAGUAAUUUUCUGUAGUAAGUGUGCACAAGUGGAAUGUAAAGAGACUUACUUAAAGCAUGAACUUGAUUGGUAUUCCACAUUCAACUGUAACCAUUUAAGAAAGUUUACCAAGUGUUGGACUUUUAAGUGUCUAAUUUUAGUUUUCAUUUAUAUAAUCGAGUUAACAUCUGGUCUUUUAUAAGUGUAACCUCGUCUAACUAACUGAUAUUCACUACAAGAAGUCUAGACAAGGUGAUCAUAGGUUUGAAUUUACUGGAUGUAAAUUCAGUUGUAAAUUGUAGGUAACUUUUCUUUAUAUUGGCAAGACAAUACAGAUGUCACACACCAAAUCCUCUUGGUGAAUAGACCAAGACAUCAAUGUUUACCAUUGCAACUGCAGUAUUUUUAUAAAUUCAAAAUUUUGGUUGCACAAUUUGUUUAAAACAAAGUAUACAUGGGAUAUGAUGUCCAUACCAGUUGUACGUCAUAAGUCAGCUGUAAGGCACGUUAAAAGGGUCAAUAUUUAUAUUGAUGUCUGCACACUUUGAGCAUAUUAACAUUACAGAAUUGAAAUAUUAGCAUCCCAAAUGCUGAUCUAGAAAAGCUUUUGUAUCCUCUGAAACAGUUGGCAAUUGGCACUUAAUGAUAAAUACUUUGAUAAUGUAAAUGACUAGCCCUUUCAAUUAUCAGAACUUUUGCAGUAGCAUUCAUAGGACAUCAUUAUUAUUAUUAUUGGUAAAGAAAGGGCACUAUAUAUGUGAUAGGUGGUAAUGUCUUGUCACACUGAGCUGUCACUUGCCACAGUUGAACUGCACUCACUGUGUAUGGAGUAUUAUUUAUUGUAAAAGAAGUUGAAGUGUUCAGCUGUUAAAUGUUGUAUCAGUUUCAUUUACAUAUAAGGGAUAUGAAAUUCACAAUGUGAAUGAAAGUGUGUGGAUGUGUAUUUAUGUUCAAGUAUGUAAUUAACUGCUCAUUUCAUAAAAUAAAUUAUCUGAAAAUUU
Molecule: messenger RNA, 6586 nt
Organism: Procambarus clarkii (red swamp crayfish)
Lineage: Eukaryota; Metazoa; Arthropoda; Malacostraca; Decapoda; Cambaridae
Source: RefSeq, a predicted model, not a curated record